CACCUAUAAAUCCACCUCCAUCUACUCAGAUUAUUCAAUCAAUGACUGAAGUAGCACCAGUAGGCCAUGAUUCAGCACUGAAGCCACCAGGGGUGGAAAUUCCAGCUGAUUCAGGAGGCAUUGGAAUAAGUUUAUCAGCUCCUACGCCGAUUACACCCACGACAGAAAAUGUAAAUAUCUCAGAGCUUAAAGAACCUGGACAAUCUUAGUUUCCAUAAACAGAUGGAUUUUCUUAGGCUGCUGUAUCUGGAAUCCAGAAUUACUCUGGGAGUUGUAAACAGUCAGUGAGCAAAAGAUGGAGCAAUAAGCAGGUCCUAGAGAAAAAACUUGGGGCUUGGCAGGUCAAGAGAGGCGUGAAUCACAUAAGUUUUAGUGAUCAGAGUUGAGGAUAUGUCCUCAAAAUCUAUCAACACCCCUGCUGUCUGAUAACGGCCCCAACAGUGGUUCUUCUUUUUUUUUUUUGACUGGUAUGAACCUAAGAUUUUAUUUUGUUUCUUUUCUAUAAUAAAUGUAUACGAUAACUGUUUUCGGCUGCUGUCACACAAAUCGCAGCUGUUUCUAAGUUUAAAUUUUAAAUAGUUCAGAACAGAAGACAAAAAGUCAAAACUGAACUUAAAGGAAAGGUAAAGAUAGGUUCUCUGAUCCAAUUUUUUUCCACUACCCCAAAUUACUGCUUUAUUAGGAUAUUAUUUUACAAAUUAAAAGCCUGUUACUUUUGCAUUUUGCAAAGCUGAUGGCUAAUUACAAAGAAAAUGGAGGUAGAAAGUAUUGUGCCACAAGUAACUCCUGUAUAAGCUACAUCUUAAGAAUAAAACAAGCUACUUGUUACUGGUAGAAAAAGAAAAACAACUGAAGCUGGAAUAUUAUUUACUAAUUAUAUAUUAUAAGGCCUUUUUAAUUAGGUAGUCAGUUAGUUUUCUGUGUGGUUCACACAGGUUAUUCGAAGGGCAAUGCUUCCUACCUCGAUGUUUAAUAUAAAAUAACUUGAUGGUUUAAAGUUCGGCUAUUGAAUUACCUACUAUAAGCAUAUCCUAGCAAUAGAAAUUUGCUUUGGUCUCUGUUCCUGUUGGACUAGCUGUUAGCCUGAUGUGGAUUCAUAUUGAAGGAAAAACUUUUAACUGAACUUAACAUCUCACUUCUCACUUCAAAGCUGUUCCCUUUAAAUACGUCAUGUCUUUUGUCUGUUUUCAACAAUGUGGAAAUGUUUUGAUUUAAAACAAGAAAUGACAUAUAGUGCUAAAAUAAUGGUGGACUGUGGUGAUGUGCCUAAAAAAAACACCACAAGUGAUUUAAAAAAAAGCUGUCCUUAUUAUUCAUGUAACAAAAUAUGGAAUAAAGCUUGUAUAUUAAUAUUUCAUGUUUUCAUGUUUAUCAGUGUUUAUUAAAGAUGAUGAAAAACUGCUAUUGCUUUCAGCAUAUUCAUAUGAUUACAUCUUAGGCUUGUUUUUCUGAAACUGUCCUGCGACUCCUAGACAACCCGUCAAAGCAACAGGACUUACUGCUGUGGUGGUGAAUGUAGUUCAUGACCUUCGUCACAUCUCCGUAUCCUCCCAGAGUUUCCUUCCUGUUGUUGCAUUAUCAAGAUGAUCUCACAUAGCCUGACCUACAGUAGUGCUCCGAUCUGUUACAUGCAGUCAAAAUCCACUAGGACCGUGACAAACGAUAUGAGCUCGAGUUUGAUGGGAUUGGCAUAAAGGGGGCGCCGUUUCGUUGUCCCAGGACGUGGCCCUUCGUGGGGAGACCUGGAGCGGAUAGCGGGGCGUGGACUCCGAGCGAUCAGUGGAGAGGAGACAGUGGAGGGUUCUCGGGUGGGGUGGGAAAAAAGAAAGAACUUCAAAAGAUACUUACUGACUCCAUUUUUCAGCUUUAGAAAAAAGAAACAGCUGAAGGGAGAAGCGUCCAACCUGCAGCAGAAGAAUGGAUGAUAUUUUCACACAGUGUCGAGAAGGAAACUCAGUUGCUGUCCGUCUGUGGCUGGACAACACAGAGAAUGACCUCAACCUGGGAGACGAUCACGGCUUUAGCCCGCUCCACUGGGCGUGCAGAGAAGGGAGGAGCGGGGUAGUCGAUAUGCUAAUCAUGAGAGGGGCACGAAUCAACGUGAUGAACCGUGGAGAUGACACACCUUUACAUCUGGCUGCGAGCCAUGGACACAGAGACAUUCUGGCUAAGCUGAUUCAGUGCAAAGCAGACCCCAAUACAGUCAAUGAGCACGGGAACACCCCACUGCAUUACGCCUGCUUCUGGGGCCAUGAUGAAGUAGCUGAGGACUUGGUAACCCACGGCGCCCAGGUGUGUGUGUGUAACAGAUAUGGGCAGACCCCUCUGGAUAAGGCUAAACCUCACUUAAAACAGUUGCUGCAAGAGAAGGCAGAGAAAAUGGGCCAGAAUAUGUCCAAAAUCCCAUAUAAGGAAACCUUCUGGAAGGGCACAAUGAGGACGCGACCUCGUAACGGCACACUUAACAAGCAGGCCGGUAUUGAUUAUAAGCAGCUCUCACUCCUGGCAAAGAUCAAUGAGAAUCAAUCUGGAGAGCUAUGGCAGGGCCGCUGGCAAGGGGAUGAGAUUGUGGUGAAGGUACUGCAUGUGAGAGACUGGACCACCAGGAAGAGCAGAGACUUCAACGAGGAGCAUCCAAAACUCAGGAUCUUUUCUCAUCCAAACAUUCUGCCUGUGCUUGGGGCAUGUCAGUCACCUCCUUCUCCUCACCCAAUCAUCAUUGCCCAUUACAUGCCAUACGGAUCUCUCUACACCAUACUCCACCAGGGCACAAGUGUGCAAAUAAUUUUGAAUGGAAAUAUGAAAAGCAAACAUAAGAAUUCUUUGAUUGAUGAGGAUAUGACUGCCAGGAUAAGCAUGGCAGAUGCAAAGUUCUCCUUCCAGUGUCCUGGUCGUAUGUACUCACCAGCCUGGAUGGCUCCUGAAGCCCUGCAGAAAAAGCCAGAGGACAUCAACAGAAGAUCUGCUGACAUGUGGAGCUUUGCAGUGUUACUCUGGGAGCUGGUUACAAGGGAGGUCCCCUUUGCUGAUCUGUCAAACAUGGAGAUAGGAAUGAAGAUUGCUCUGGAAGGACUCCGGCCAACCAUUCCACCAGGCAUCUCUCCUCAUAUCUGCAAACUGAUGAGGCUCUGCAUGAACGAAGACCCUGCCAAGAGGCCAAAGUUUGACAUGAUUGUUCCCAUCUUGGAAAAGAUGCAAGACAAGUGAAUGUCUCAGAGACAAUAUGUCCAAAACCUUUGUUUUUGUUAUAUAAUCCAACCACUCCAUAGCUUCACUCAAGCAAAUGUAUCUGCUAGGCCACUGUAAAUAAAGCCACAAACCACUGUAUCUGCAUCUAGUUUGAUCAUCACUAUCCUUAAUUUGUUCAGGUUCAAUUUAUGUUUUAAGUUUUACUUUGAUAUAUAUUUUUUGCGCAACGGUUUUCAAAACAUUGUCUGCGAUCUGGAUUACAUUUAAGUGAUUCAUAAGACAGAAGCUCAUCCAAAGAAUGUUUAUAGAAUCCUAGCUUUUUAUACACGCCUGUCAUAGCAGAUUAAAUACAACUUUAUAUUUAUGACAAAUGCUUUUUCUAAUGUAUUAUCUUCCAAGUUUUGAAGCACUUGGAGAAUAAAUUAUUCUCACUUGCUCUUACGGUAUGUUGCAGUGGCCUUAUGUUUUCAGGCUGCGUUCAAUUUGUGGAGCUGAUGUGUCUUUUUGCUAAAUUGUCAGGUAUUCUGUGAAAACAUACUGUUACAGAUAGGAAAGAAUGUAUGAAGCACUUCUACUCUACCAGGUUAUUUUUUAUUUCUGUUUUGGAACAAUAAAAUUGAAUAAAUGUUUUCAAGAAGAGUAACAUUAUAUGAAAUAUUCUUACAACAUAAAAAGACAACUAGAAUGAAACUAAUUAAAAUAAUACCUAUUUUUAUUUGUGUAUGACAAAUUUGCCAAAUAAAAUUGCCGUUAAUUAUU
Molecule: messenger RNA, 3948 nt
Organism: Cyprinodon variegatus (sheepshead minnow)
Lineage: Eukaryota; Metazoa; Chordata; Actinopteri; Cyprinodontiformes; Cyprinodontidae
Gene: ilk
Product: integrin-linked protein kinase-like
Exons: 14
Coding region: 1918-3207 (429 amino acids)
Biological process (GO): integrin-mediated signaling pathway; protein phosphorylation; substrate adhesion-dependent cell spreading
Cellular component (GO): stress fiber; focal adhesion
Molecular function (GO): protein binding; ATP binding; protein kinase activity
Source: RefSeq, a predicted model, not a curated record